Microthlaspi erraticum is the source of this 558-nucleotide messenger RNA. The record is from the annotation of a GenBank genome assembly. NCBI's taxonomy places the organism in Eukaryota, Viridiplantae, Streptophyta, Magnoliopsida, Brassicales, Brassicaceae.
AUGCAAGAGCUUACUACCACAAUCAUGUCUCGUUCCUUCCUCCCGACCACUUCUCCUCGGCUUCGACUGCGACCAAGAUCAUUGGUUCGCAUGACCGUUUGCAUGGACCAAUCACUCAAGGAGAAAAUGGUUGUCAUUUUGGGAGCCACUGGGACAGGCAAGUCACGCCUCUCAGUUGAUCUAGCUACCCGUUUCUCCGGUGAGAUCAUCAACUCUGACAAGAUCCAAGUCUACAAUGGCUUGGAGACCGCCACAAAUCAAAUCACAAUACCUGAGCGAUGUGGAGUCCCUCACCACUGUUGGUGUUUUAACAAGUAUUCAGUUCUGAUUAUCAAUACAGAUUACAGGGUAAUCUUCUUAUGGGCCUGCUAUAACCACGUGGCCCAUUACUCCAAAGAAGAAGCCCACCUGCCUGAGCCCAAUCUCAAUCACGACAAUCUCCACCUGAUUGGUCUCAGACAGAACUUCCGAGAGAUUCACCUCUCUCGUCAUCUUCUCCGACUUCACCGUCGCCUUCUCCGACUUCACCGCCGGUCACCUAACUCAUCACAGAGCUAG